CACUGGUCUGUAUAAUACAGGCAUUUAAAAUGAAAGUAUUUGACAGGCCUAUAGCCCUGUAUCAUGUUUAUGCUUUAUAUUAGUAUGUCUAAGUAUUUCAGCAUACAUUUAAUGUACUAAUCUGGUAUCGGAUGAGAUCUGGCACUUGAUAUCAUGUGAUGUUGAGUCUCACUGAUGUCAAUGUCAAUUUGGACAGUUUGAGGUUUAUCACAAACACCAGCCAAGUGAAGUGAACACUGGACAUUUAGUUUUUUCAUCAUGGCAGCUGGCACAAUGUUUCUUUUUUACUUCUUUGCUUUGGGAGCUGUUUAUAGUAAUUUACAGCAGUUUCCCGGGUUAAUGGAGGUGCCGAUCGCUAGCGACAUUAAUCUCAACUGCCACAAAUCGGAUAUGUUGAUAUCUUGUGACCACAUUUCUUGGUUUAAAGUAUCCACAAGUACAAGAGAGAUGAAAGCAAUAACCGUUGUGAGGGAUCAUAAAAGCCACUCAACUGUGUCGCAUCCCAACAAUCAGAACCAAAUGUGCACUGGCAUCAUCCCUAAUGCCACCCUGAAGGACUCCGGCACUUACUAUUGCUUUGGAUUUUAUAGUGUUUUAUCUUAUAUUGGCAAUGGCACCAUCGUAGUUGUCAUGGAUCCCAAUGCCAACCCCUCCAUAACAGUGUUCAUAUCGGAGGACAACACCGGAGCAACUACUAACGAUAAUUACCCAUCCAUCAUCCCUCUCCAGUGUCUGGUGAUGGGGGUAGUUCACUCUCAAAUCCGCGUGGUAUGGAUGAUAGAUCAGAAAGAGCGCAUUGAAUGGACGGAGUCGAGCUGGACAGACGACAGCGAUUCUUCAACACAAUUCAUACGAGCUCAUGCCUCUGUUUCAGCUAAGGAAUAUACAACGGGUUUUGAAUUUAAGUGCAUCGUCGAAUUUAAUGGAAAGACAAUCUCCAAAAGUCUGCAAAUUAGAGGCUCAGAUUCAGCAUGCGCAUUGUUGCUGUACGCGGGCUCUGGAGCAGCUUUACUUAUCAUUACUGUAGCUGUGAUCGUAUUCGCUUACUCACGCCGAGGUCUAGCAGCAGGUGAACACACAGGCAUCCAUACGGAAGUGGUAUAUGCAGAUUUGGACCCAAUCAAAUUUCUGCAACACAGAACCGCAACAAUUCAGCCGAAAUUCGAUGAAAGCCUACAAAUGUAAACAUUCAGUUUUCACUUGAUUUAGGCAAUGACUUGUAUGUACUGUACAGGAAUUUUGGAUGGAAAGAAAAAUCAGUUGUAUUUCUUUUUUGUUUUGAGUGUAAAAAAAAAAUAGUGCAAAAGAAAAGAUUAUUCAAUGUCCUUUUUUGUCCGGAAGCAAAAUAAGGCCAUCCAACACAUUGGAUGUACAGUUGCCAUGUAAAUUAGUAAGUAAAUUGGUUGCCUGAGAGAUUCAGAGGGAAUUAACUGGAAAAUGAAUUAACUGAAUUAGCCAUGCCCACACUUUCCAAAACCCUGCAAUCCAAAAAUACCAAAUUAACUUUAUUGAGACCGACAUCAUGCAGAAACGGUUGUUAAAAACAGUAGCAAAAUAGCACCCUCAUCAAUAGCACCUUUUAUGAAUAGCAUGGCAUAAAAAUGGCAUUAAGACUCAAUAAUUUGCCUAAACUACAACACUAUGAGAACCCACAAAAUCAUUGACAGGUCGAAAACCUCAUUGCUCGUGGAUGGCAUACACAUUUUUAUUUGCUUUUUACAGUCUAGAGCUGCCACAGAGACAGGUGAGAUAUCUCAGGACUCCUAUUUCAUUAAUGUCUUUUUGCAUACCUUUUCAUAAAAAAAUUGCUUACAGCACAUUUAAGCAUGUUUAUCACUUUCACUAUUCUUCUUAGCAAAGGUAGUUAAAAAAAACUUUUAAAAAGGUUAACAUUGGAUAAGUUAUGCAUUAUAUGCUAUACUGAAAAAAAUGUUUACCUAAAAAUGUGCUUCAUUUGGUAACAUCUACAUUAACUGGUUUUGUUGAGUAAAAAUGUUAAUUAACUUCAACCUAAUUACAUUAGGUUACACAAACAAAACUAAUUUUAAGUUUAUUACCUAAGUUAGAACAGGGUAGAAUCAUCUCCUAAUUGUACAAAUUGCAGUUCAUCACUUUUUACAGUGUAAUUUGUCUUCGACAGUAAACAGUAUGUUUGAAAUUAUGUGCAUAUGCAUUUCAAUUGUGUGAAGGGUUGAAAAACCACAAUGUAUACUAACAAUAAAACGCGUGGGUAUCAUGAUGGCCUUUCUGUUCUUUUCUGAGCACUGUGUGGUUUGGCCAUAGUAAAAAAGUGCAUGAAUACAUACAGAGCAGGAUGUUAGAGAUGAGGGUGUACUAUGACAUAUACAUUCCUAAAGACUGCCAUGUAAAUAACUGCAUUGUUGUGGAUGUUAUGAUGUGUUGACCAAUAAAUGGGCUCACAUUUAUUUAAGGAAUAUAAUGAUUAAAAUGAUAUGUAUUCUUAAUGUAACACAGUAAACAAUAAAAAAAAAAAAUAAAAUAAUAAUGAGUCAGAAACUGAAGUGAAUUACAGCAAAGUCAAUAACACUGAGUACCUUAUUCCCAAAUUGGAGAAACAUUGCAUUCUGUUCAUUGCAUUUUGUUCAUUAGUA
This is a messenger RNA of Xyrauchen texanus (razorback sucker), 2612 nucleotides long. RefSeq lists its product as uncharacterized. NCBI's taxonomy places the organism in Eukaryota, Metazoa, Chordata, Actinopteri, Cypriniformes, Catostomidae. Bases 259 to 1185 code for a protein of 308 amino acids. The transcript has 6 exons. The record is from RefSeq and is a predicted model, not a curated record.